Messenger RNA from Nanorana parkeri, 2133 nucleotides. Its product is annotated as DNA-directed RNA polymerase II subunit RPB1-like. The transcript has 5 exons. The coding region runs from base 1 to 2133 and encodes 710 amino acids. Lineage: Eukaryota; Metazoa; Chordata; Amphibia; Anura; Dicroglossidae. The record is from RefSeq and is a predicted model, not a curated record.
AUGGCGCCGGGUCUCUGGGGUUUUCCUGAAGUCUGCGGUGCCCUUGGAGGACAUUACAUAACAUUAAUGCGGAGAGAGAGAGAUCACAGGGACCGUAUAACAUUAUCAUGCAGCGCGUCCUCCGACAGAACGUUUUAUGUACGGAGCGCGUCGUCCGUGGCGACGUACGCUGCCGGCAGUCACGGGGGUACCCUAAAUUCUGCAGGGCGCUCGCCCCAUGGCCCAAGCCUGAAACGUGUCGGCAGCGCGAUCAAUAACGUCUUCUGUAAAUCUCUAAUCGAUCUCCCCAUGGACGGACUCUUCAGCUCAUCUCCUGACGGGUCUCCGAGAGGAUUGCCAGGCUUCAGGAACCAGCCCGGGCCCGCGAGUCCCAAAUCUCGGCCCACGAGUCCCGAAUCUCGGCCCACGAGUCCCGAAUCUCGGCCCACGAGUCCCGAAUCUCGGCCCACGAGUCCCGAAUCUCGGCCCACGAGUCCCGAAUCUCGGCCCACGAGUCCCGAAUCUCGGCCCACGAGUCCCGAAUCUCGGCCCACGAGUCCCGAAUCUCGGCCCACGAGUCCCGAAUCUCGGCCCACGAGUCCCGAAUCUCGGCCCACGAGUCCCGAAUCUCGGCCCACGAGUCCCGAAUCUCGGCCCACGAGUCCCGAAUCUCGGCCCACGAGUCCCGAAUCUCGGCCCACGAGUCCCGAAUCUCGGCCCACGAGUCCCGAAUCUCGGCCCACGAGUCCCGAAUCUCGGCCCACGAGUCCCGAAUCUCGGCCCACGAGUCCCGAAUCUCGGCCCACGAGUCCCGAAUCUCGGCCCACGAGUCCCGAAUCUCGGCCCACGAGUCCCGAAUCUCGGCCCACGAGUCCCGAAUCUCGGCCCACGAGUCCCGAAUCUCGGCCCACGAGUCCCGAAUCUCGGCCCACGAGUCCCGAAUCUCGGCCCACGAGUCCCGAAUCUCGGCCCACGAGUCCCGAAUCUCGGCCCACGAGUCCCGAAUCUCGGCCCACGAGUCCCGAAUCUCGGCCCACGAGUCCCGAAUCUCGGCCCACGAGUCCCGAAUCUCGGCCCACGAGUCCCGAAUCUCGGCCCACGAGUCCCGAAUCUCGGCCCACGAGUCCCGAAUCUCGGCCCACGAGUCCCGAAUCUCGGCCCACGAGUCCCGAAUCUCGGCCCACGAGUCCCGAAUCUCGGCCCACGAGUCCCGAAUCUCGGCCCACGAGUCCCGAAUCUCGGCCCACGAGUCCCGAAUCUCGGCCCACGAGUCCCGAAUCUCGGCCCACGAGUCCCGAAUCUCGGCCCACGAGUCCCGAAUCUCGGCCCACGAGUCCCGAAUCUCGGCCCACGAGUCCCGAAUCUCGGCCCACGAGUCCCGAAUCUCGGCCCACGAGUCCCAAAUCUCGGCCCACGAGUCCCAAAUCUCGGCCCACGAGUCCCAAAUCUCGGCCCACGAGUCCCAAAUCUCGGCCCACGAGUCCCAAAUCUCGGCCCACGAGUCCCAAAUCUCGGCCCCCGAGUCCCAAAUCUCGGCCCCCGAGUCCCAAAUCUCGGCCCCCGAGUCCCAAAUCUCGGCCCCCGAGUCCCAAAUCUCGGCCCCCGAGUCCCAAAUCUCGGCCCCCGAGUCCCAAAUCUCGGCCCCCGAGUCCCAAAUCUCGGCCCCCGAGUCCCAAAUCUCGGCCCCCGAGUCCCAAAUCUCGGCCCCUGUACCCGGAGCCCCCCGGGAUGUGCAGCAAACAGAGCAGCGGGAGGAGAAGGAAGAUCGGCCGGAGAGAUCGCAUCGUCAUCCCCAUCCUGCAGAUCCAGCCCGGAGAGACACUGCCCACCCUUCAUAAACUGAGCCUUCGGUCUAAAGUCUCCGCCCACCGCGACAUUGCUGCCCAGCCGUUGCAGUCCAGGGAUUGGAUGCGGCCCCGUCCGAGCCUCCCAAGCAUUCCCUACACAGCGGCGGGAACCAGCGAAGGGGCAAAGACCCGGCGCGCUUCGCUUGGUGCAUCUCACCGCGUUGUAAAGUUCCUGGAAACGAUUCCGACGUUGUGGAGUGAGGAGGAGGCAGGAAAAACCCGGAGAUUCUGCAGAGCGUCGCGUUUUAUAGACGAGGAGCGCGUUCUGCGCGGCGGGGGGUGUGACCGCACCUGCAGGAGCGGGUAA